This is a messenger RNA of Magnolia sinica, 4157 nucleotides long. Its product is annotated as LRR receptor-like serine/threonine-protein kinase RPK2. Gene Ontology annotation, cellular component: plasma membrane. The record is from RefSeq and is a predicted model, not a curated record. The coding region runs from base 176 to 3571 and encodes 1131 amino acids. Gene Ontology annotation, biological process: protein phosphorylation. The transcript has a single exon. Lineage: Eukaryota; Viridiplantae; Streptophyta; Magnoliopsida; Magnoliales; Magnoliaceae. Gene Ontology annotation, molecular function: ATP binding; protein binding; protein kinase activity.
GCGUUUUCCCAAAUAACUCUCUCUCUCUCUCUCUCUCUCUCUCUCUCUCUGUCUCCGAGAUUAGGGUUAGGGUUUCUGAACUCUUCUCUCCCCCCCUCCCCCUCUCUCUACCUCAGGGCCUGUGAGAGAGCUCUUAUUAGCGUUUUAGAUCUCUUCAUCGAUCUCACCUGAGAAGAUGAGAAGCCUCCGAUCCCUCUACAAAACCCUAAUCCUUUCUCUCUUUCUCACUCUCCUUCUCUUCCUUCCUCUCUCCAUCUCUGCCGCCACCUCCGAAAAGUCUAUUCUCCUCCAAUUCAAAUCCUCGGUCUCAUCCAAUCCUGCCGAUCUUCUCUCCGACUGGAAUUCUGCUGAUCCCGACCCGUGCUCAUGGUCUGGGGUCUCCUGCGACUCGAAAUCUAGGGUCAUAUCCCUCAACAUCACUGGCAGCAGUGGCGGCGGUGACUUCCGCAGAGGUAAUUCUCUUUCGGAUGCUUCUUGCUCUGAAUUUUCUUUCUUCGGUCGGAAUUGUUCGGUUGGUAAUAGAAAAUUGGCGGGGAAGCUGUUGCCGUUGUUCGGGGAGCUAUCUGAGCUCAGGGUUCUAUCUUUGCCGUUCAAUGAUUUUGACGGUGAGAUUCCUGUCGAGAUAUGGGGUUUGGAGAAGUUAGUAGUGCUCAAUCUUGAGGGCAAUUCUCUGUCUGGGACGCUGCCUUCAGAAUUCAGAGGCUUGAGGAGGCUGCGUGUUCUUAAUCUUGGUUUUAAUGGUGGGAUUGAAGGAGAGAUUCCGAUCUCUCUUUUGAACUGUGUCGGGUUGGAGAUCUUGAAUUUAUCUGGAAAUAAACUGAAUGGGACCGUGCCCGGUUUCCUUGGCAAUUUCUCUGAAUUGAGGGGAUUAUUUUUGUCUUUGAAUCAGUUGAGUGGGUCUAUACCGAAGGAGCUUGGGAAUGGGUGCAGGCAGCUUGAGCAUCUUGAUUUGUCGGCAAAUUUUUUGAAUGAUGUCAUUCCUCAUAAUUUGGGGAACUGCGGCGUAUUGAGAACGUUGCGAUUGUUUUCGAAUAUGUUGGAUGAUGUCAUUCCACCGGAUCUUGGUCGGCUUCAGAAGCUUGAAGUGUUGGAUGUAUCGAGGAACAGCCUGAGUGGGCCUGUGCCCGCUGAGCUUGGAAACUGCUUAGAAUUAUCUGUGCUCGUUCUUUCGAAUUUGUACAAUCCGUUGCCGCCAUCUGUGGACUCUUUUGGCAGGCCAUCGGAUGUUGCCUAUGACGAUUACAACUACUACCAAGGAGGGAUUCCGGUGAAUAUCACGAGAUUGCCAAAGUUGAAGAUAAUUUGGGCCCCAAGGGCCACACUGGAAGGUAGUAUUCCAAGUGAUUGGGGUGCUUGCAACAGCUUGGAAAUGGUUAACCUGGGUCAGAAUCUUUUCACUGGAGAAAUUCCCGUGGUGUUUAGUCAGUGCAAGAACCUGCAUUUUCUCGACUUGAACUUCAAUAAGCUGAGUGGGGGCCUCAAUGUGAAACUUCCGAUUCCUUGUAUGCAAGUCUUCGAUGUUAGCAGGAACCAGUUAUCUGGUUCUAUUCCUAGGUUCAUUUACAAUGGAUGCCCUUAUCUACCCACCUCCUUGAAUGCUUCGUUUGUCCACCCUUACAAUCCCUCCACUGCAUAUUCUUCAUUCUUUACAUACAGAGCUCUCACUGCAAUGUCAUUGCCAUCGUUUGCAUCCAGUGGUGAUCUUGCAGUUCUUCACAAUUUCAGUGGGAAUAAUUUCUCUGGCCCCCUUCCAUCUUUGCCAAUUGCUGCCGAAAGGUUGGGCAAACAAACUGUUUAUGCAUUUCUGGUCAGCGGGAAUGGCCUUACUGGUUCACUUCCUGGGUAUCUGUUCAACAAGUGUGCCAAUUUGAAUGGAUUGUUUGCCAACUUUAGCAACAAUCAGGUUUCUGGUCAGAUUCCGGUGGAGAUUGGUGAGACUUGCAGAUCUCUUAAGCUUUUGGAUCUUGCUGGGAAUCAUAUUACUGGAUUGAUACCGUCGAAUUUCGGGUAUUUGGACUCUCUUGUUAGCCUUGACUUGAGUAGGAACGAACUGCAGGGUCCAAUUCCGGAGAGUUUUGGUCAGAUGAAGGCUUUGAAGUAUCUAUCAUUGGCUGGCAACGACCUGACUGGGCAUAUCCCUAGCAGCUUGGGGUGGUUGCCUUCUCUAGAGGUGUUGGAUCUUUCUUUGAAUUUCCUAUCAGGUGAAAUUCCGAGAGACCUGGUGACUUUGAGGAAUCUGUCUGUUCUUUUACUCAGCAACAAUAAACUCUCAGGGCAGAUCCCUUCGGGUUUAGCAAACGUGACGUCGCUCUCUGAAUUCAAUGUGUCAUUCAAUAACUUGUCUGGGCCAGUACCAUUGAAUGCUAAUUCGAUGAAAUGUGACAGUGUCAUUGGGAACCCAUCUCUUCGCAGUUGCCCUCUAGUUUCACUGUCCGUGCCAUCAUCCGAUCUGCAAGGGCGGAAUGGGGUUGCACAACAGUAUGCUGCGUCUCCAUCAGCAAGUACAUCCAAGAAGAGUGGAAGCAGCGGAUUUAAUUCCAUCGAGAUCGCCUCUAUAACAUCAGCGUCUGCUAUAGUUUCUGUCCUUCUUGCACUGGUGGUUCUCUUUCUCUAUACAAGAAAAUGCAUCCCAAAGCCCACGGUUCAAGGAUCAAGAAGGGAAGUUACAGUUUUCACUCCGAUUGGGGCGCCACUGACUUACGAUAAUGUCAUGCAGGCUACAGGAAGUUUCAAUCCUAGUAACUGCAUUGGGCAUGGAGGUUUUGGAGCUACUUAUAAAGCUGAGAUUUCUCCAGGAGUUUUAGUUGCGAUAAAGAGGCUCUCAGUGGGACGGUUCCAAGGGGUUCAACAGUUCCAUGCGGAAAUCAAGACCCUCGGAAGAAUGCGCCAUCCAAAUUUGGUUACUUUAAUAGGAUUCCAUGCCAGCGAGACAGAGAUGUUUCUUGUAUAUAAUUAUCUGCCUGGAGGCAAUUUGGAAAAUUUUAUCCAGGAGAGGUCCACAAGAGCCGUUGACUGGAGGAUGCUUCACAGGAUUGCUUUAGAUAUUGCUCGUGCACUUGCUUAUUUACAUGAUCAGUGUGUCCCUCGGGUCCUCCAUCGCGAUGUCAAACCGAGCAAUAUCUUAUUGGACAACAACUUCAAUGCGUAUCUGUCAGACUUUGGAUUGGCUAGGCUGCUGGGUACUUCUGAAACACAUGCAACCACAGGUGUUGCAGGAACUUUUGGAUAUGUUGCUCCAGAGUAUGCGAUGACAUGCCGUGUUUCUGAUAAGGCUGAUGUCUACAGCUAUGGUGUGGUACUGCUGGAGCUGAUAUCUGACAAGAAAGCCUUGGAUCCUUCAUUCUCUUCAUAUGGAAAUGGUUUCAAUAUUGUUCAAUGGGCAUGUAUGCUUCUCCGGCAGGGCCGGGCACGCGAGGUCUUCACCACAGGGCUGUGGGAUAUGGGUCCUCAUGAUGAUUUGGUGGAGACACUGCAUUUGGCCGUCAUGUGUACUGUUGAUUCCCUCUCCAUCAGACCUACAAUGAAGCAAGUUGUUCAACGGCUGAAGCAACUUCAACCUCCAACAUGUUAGCUGAUUAUGUAUCCAAGGAUUCACUCAUCUGUUAUGUGGAAGGUAAAAUCAUUAUUGCAAAAAGCAUCAGUGGGAACAGUGAAGCAGCACUUUUUGAGUUGUAAUGAAGCAUGAAUGCCUAGGAAGUGCCUAGGAAGGAUCUUCAAAAGAAAAUGAAUGCCUAGGAAGUGGGGACCAGAAUGAGGUUCCAAAGCAGAAGUGGGGGUGAGCAGUACAUCAGGAAGAAGCUUCCUGCAGGUGAGGGCAAGACAGAAUUGGUGUUCAUGCUAACUGAUGAUGCAUCCAGGGAGUAACUCAUUCGUCAUGUUAAAGCAGAAGUUAAGACGGUAUUUGUGCUCCCAUUGUCCAUUUUUGGGCUUCCCUCGGAUUCGGUUCUGAGUUGUACUUAUUCUCUUGUAAUAUAUUGCUGACAUUUUUCCAUGUUGCACUCUGAGGGAACUUGCUAACCAAUCUGCAGAAGAGUGCAGAUGUAAUAUCUAAAUCAUAUCUUUUUUCAGGACUUUUUCAAUCGUGUAUCACAAGUUCCUUUUGCAGUUAAAUAAAGUGCAUAUAUAUCUCCAAGGAUUUUUGGAGCUGUUAAAUGACA